This is a messenger RNA of Calypte anna (Anna's hummingbird), 4114 nucleotides long. RefSeq names its product exocyst complex component 4 (gene EXOC4). The transcript has 18 exons. Gene Ontology annotation, biological process: Golgi to plasma membrane transport; exocytosis; chemical synaptic transmission. The record is from RefSeq and is a predicted model, not a curated record. NCBI's taxonomy places the organism in Eukaryota, Metazoa, Chordata, Aves, Apodiformes, Trochilidae. Gene Ontology annotation, cellular component: growth cone membrane; synapse; exocyst. Bases 34 to 2964 code for a protein of 976 amino acids.
CUCAGGUGUGAGGGGAGGGGGAAGGCGCUCAAGAUGGCGGCGGGCGAGGCAGCGGGCCGGUACCGGAGCUCCAUGAGCAAGAGCAAGGACCCCUCGGGGCUGCUCAUCUCUGUCAUCAGGACCUUAUCCACCAGUGAUGAUGUUGAGGACAGAGAGACUGAAAAAGGUCGCCUGGAAGAAGCUUAUGAGAAAUGUGACCGGGAUUUGGAUGAGCUCAUUGUCCAGCACUACACCGAGCUCACCACCGCCAUCCGCACCUACCAGAGCAUCACGGAGCGCAUCACCAACUCCCGUAACAAGAUCAAACAGGUGAAGGAGAAUCUGCUGUCGUGCAAGAUGCUGCUGCACUGCAAGAGGGAUGAGCUGCGCAAGCUGUGGAUUGAGGGGAUUGAGCACAAACAUGUCCUGAAUUUGCUGGAUGAGAUAGAGAACAUCAAGCAAGUGCCUCAGAAGCUGGAGCAGUGCAUGGCCAGCAAGGAUUAUCUCAAUGCCACAGACAUGCUGGUCUCAGCUGUGGAUUCCUUGGAAGGUCCCCUUCUUCAGGUGGAGGGAUUGAGUGAUCUGAGGCUGGAGCUCCACAGCAAGAAGAUGAACAUGCACUUGGUGCUGAUUGAUGAGUUACACCGUCACCUUUACAUCAAGUCUACUAACAGAGUAGGGCAACGCAGCAAGGAGAAAGGGAGAAUAAGUUCACUUGUCAAAGAUGCCUCUCCUGUACCUCUUAUGGAUGUUACUAACCUGUCUACACCUCGAAAAUUCCUUGAAACUUCCCAGUUUGGUACUCCUGGAAGCACCAGCUUGCGAGAAACAAGCCUUCUGGAAAUUAAAGAAGAUCUGGACCUGGAUCCAGAGGAGAACAGCACUGUCUUCAUGGGCAUCCUCAUCAAAGGGCUGGCCAAGCUGAAAAAAAUCCCUGAAACAGUGAAAGCCAUCCAGGAUCGCUUAGAACAAGAACUGAAGCAGAUUGUUAAGAGGUCCACGACCCAGGUGGCAGACAAUGGUUACCAGAGAGGAGAGAAUCUUUCCCAGGACAAUCAGCCUAGGUUACUCCUGGAGCUGCUGGAGCUUCUCUUUGACAAGUUCAAUGCUGUGGCUGCUGCUCACUCUGUUGUCCUGGGACAUCUUCAGCAAACAGUGGCUUCUCCUUGCAGCCAGUAUGAUGGUGACAUCAAGCUCUAUGACAUGGUUGAUGUCUGGGUGAAGAUCCAAGAUGUCUUGCAGAUGCUGCUGACUGAGUACCUGGACAUGAAGAACACCCGGGCUGCCUCGGAGCCGUCUGCCCAGCUCAGCUAUGCCAGCUCUGGGAGAGAAUUUGCAGCCUUCUUUGCAAAGAAGAAACCACAAAGACCUAAAAACCCUUUGUUCAAGUUUGAGUCCUCAUCCCAUGCUAUUAGCAUGAGUGCCUACUUGAGGGAGCAGAGAAGGGAACUGUACAGCAGAAGUGGAGAACUUCAAGGAGGACCAGAUGAUAACUUAAUUGAAGGUGGUGGAUCCAAGUUUGUCUGCAAGCCAGGAGCCAGGAACAUUACCAUCAUCUUUCAUCCCCUCCUCAGAUUUAUCCAGGAGAUAGAACAUGCCAUGGAGCUUGGCCCAACCAAGCAGUGUCCCCUCCGUGAGUUCCUCACCAUGUACAUCAAGAACAUUUUCCUCAAUCAGGUCCUGGCUGAAAUCAACAAAGAGAUUGAAGGUGUCACCAAAGCAUCUGAUCCCCUGAAAAUACUUUCUAAUGCAGAUACCAUGAAGAUCCUUGGUGUGCAACGACCACUCCUGCAGAGCACUGUAAUUGUGGAGAAGACUGUUCAAGACCUGAUGAACCUGAUGCAUGACUUGAGUGCCUAUUCAGAUCAAUUCCUCAACAUGGUGUGUGUGAAACUCCAGGAGUACAAGGACACCUGCACCCUUGCCUACAGGAGCAUUGUGCAGUCAGAUGAAAAGUUGGUGAUCAGUGCAUCCUGGGCUAAAGAUGAUGACAUUACCAGACUCCUAAAAUCUCUGCCCAACUGGAGCAACAUGGCACAACCCAAGCAACUGAGACCCAAAAGGGAGGAGGAAGAAGAUUUUAUAAGGGCUGCUUUUGGCAAAGAGUCAGAAGUUCUGAUUGGCAACCUGGGAGAUAAACUCAUCCCUCAGCAGGAGAUCAUGCGGGACGUCAGCGACCUCAAGUCCUUGGCCAACAUGCAUGAGAGCCUGGAGUGGUUAGCAGGUCGGACCAAAGCAGCCUUCUCCAGCCUCUCAGCCACCCAGACCAUGUCUCCUGGCCAGGACAGUCAUGCCAGCAUGGAACAUUUUCCUGCAUCUGAACAGAUCCUGCAAACCCUGAGUGAGCUGGCCAGGGCUUUCCAAGAGAUGGCUGAUCGCUGCCUGCUGGUCCUGCAUUUGGAAGUCAGAGUUCAUUGCUUUCAUUACCUGAUCCCCUUGGCCAAACAAGGGAAUUAUGCUAUCGUUGCCAACGUGGAGAGCAUGGACUAUGACCCCCUCGUUGUCCGCCUCAACAAGGACAUCAGUGCCAUUGAGGAAGCCAUGAGUGCCAGCCUCCAGCAGCACAAGUUCCAGUACAUCUUUGAAGGUUUGGGCCACCUGAUUUCCUGCAUCCUCAUCAAUGGUGCCCACUACUUCAAACGUAUCAGUGAAUCCGGGAUCAAGAAAAUGUGUAGGAACAUCUUCAUCCUCCAGCAAAACCUGACCAACAUCACCAUGUCCAGAGAAGCUGACCUAGACUUUGCAAGGCAGUAUUAUGAGAUGCUCUACAACACAGCAGAUGAGCUCUUAAACCUGGUGGUGGAUCAAGGGGUGAAGUACACAGAGCUGGAAUACAUCUAUGCCCUGAACUUACUGCACAGAAGCCAAACAGGGGUGGGAGACCAAACCACCCAGAACAUGAGGUUGCAGAGGCUGAAGGAGAUCAUUUGUGAGCAGGCAGCUAUCAAGCAGGCCACCAAGGACAAGAAAAUCACCACUGUGUAAUCUGCUCUGUCCCUUUCAUUAAGGGAGCAGCAGAGGCUGUCAGGUUGCAGGUCCCAAACCUCUGCAUUUCUUGUAAUCAUCAAAAGCAAAAAGCUCACAUCUUUUUGGGUGGCAUUGUGCUAGGGAAAUGGCAUUUGGGGUUUGGGUUUUGGGGUUGUUUUGUUGGGGUGGGGGAUUGAUGUGUAAUCACUUAAUGCUUCCUUCAAGUGUUCUCCCAAGUAUUCCCUGCAGGAAGAGGCAUCUUGGGGGAGAUUCCUGGGGGAGCUUUGGUUUUGCUGCUGCUGCUGCUUUGUCAUGGGAUGCAAAGGGAAAGGAUGUAGACAAGAUGUAGCACUUGGGGUGGGUCAGAGCCUUCAGGGAAGUUCAGAGCAUGCUGAAUUAAACAGCACCAUGACAGGGAAGCACAAACCUCUUGGCCACAUCUGGGAUCUUGAUGGUUUUGAAGCCAUUCCAACUGGGUUGCUGCAUGGAGCCUGUUUCAGCUCUUCCCCAUGGCAGCUGUAGAUGCAUUAAGUUUUCUGCUGUUUCCACAGCAAAGAGAUCUUGAUGUUUAUUCCUUCCCAUAGCCAGAAGCCAAGUCUCAUCAUGGAAGGUAGCUUGGGACCAUUUGUUUCCACUUCUCCUUUCUUUUUCAUUAUCCCAGAGCCAUAUGGCAUCAGUUUCUGCAGCACUGGAUGAUGGGGGAUGGAGGAGAAAAAUUGCCAAGAUGAGGUAGCAGCAAAACUUAACUCUCUUUUUUUUUUUCUUCUUUUUUCCUGAAAAUAUCUUUUGGAAUCUCCUCAAAGAUAUUUUGUACUCAUCAUUUGAUGUCCUGGGAGCACACACAAGCUUCUGGAGCUCAGCACUAAUGAUCAGCAAGGGCAGGAGGAAGGUAGAUCCCAAUUUUACAGUCUGAGGUGCACCCAAGUCCCCAUUUCUGGUGACAUCUCUAAUUUCUGCCCACCUAAAGCCACCUGGUAAAAGGUUCUUCAUUCAUGGAGGCUGAGGAGUUCAUACCACCCCUCCAAGCCAAGAAAAACACCCUGCACUGGUAUUUGUCAAGCAGAUUGUCAACCCAGGUGGGUUCCACAUGCUGAGAUGGGUUCUCUCUGAGCUCUGUAACUGCUUGUGUGUCAGUCUUGAAACUGCAAAAUUAAAGGAUGCUUAAAGA